This is a messenger RNA of Dermacentor silvarum, 1361 nucleotides long. Its product is annotated as Golgi-associated plant pathogenesis-related protein 1-like. Gene Ontology annotation, cellular component: extracellular region. The transcript has 4 exons. Lineage: Eukaryota; Metazoa; Arthropoda; Arachnida; Ixodida; Ixodidae. The coding region runs from base 53 to 670 and encodes 205 amino acids. The record is from RefSeq and is a predicted model, not a curated record.
AAAAAGCAAGCCCGGCAGUAGUGAUGCCCUUCAGCCGCACUGAAGCGCAAGCAUGAACCCUCUUGCCGUCUUUAUUCUCUGCCUUAGCGCUUACGCAUUAGCGCAAAAGACGAAAACGAAGGUGCACUCUGGUGGAGGAAAUGAGCCAACCGUCUUCUAUGGAGAAUUUACGGAUUACAUGCGCAAAGUGCAGCACCAGUCUCGCUUGCGCCACAAUUAUUACAGGAGGCUCCAUGGCGUUCCGGAUCUGAAAGAUAGUGAAGAGUUGAGUAACUACGCCCAAGCGUGGGCUGAACAGCUAGCCAAGACGGGACAGUUCAGGCAUAGGAGCAGAUCGCCCUACGGAGAGAAUAUCUAUAUGUCCUACAGCAGCGACCCCAACGUCAAAGUUAACGGCAGCGUUCCCGUAGAUUCAUGGUACAGCGAGAUCAUGUUUCACAAUUACAACAGCGAUAAUUUCAACCCGAAAACAGGGCACUUCACUCAAGUCAUCUGGAAGGGCAGCCGCUGGCUGGGCACUGGCGUCGCUAGGUCACCAGACGGCAAAGUGUUUGUUGUGUCUAAUUACAAACCCCGCGGAAACAUGAUGGGUCAGUUUCGAAAUAACUGCCCAAGGCCGAAAUCCGGUGGCGAAAUGCAACAACGCAAAUAUAGUGGAGUGAAAAUGUAAAGACGUCGGAACUGCAAAGGAUAGAAGGGGCUUAUGGCAGGCUGGUUGCACAGACCGCUGGUCCCAUGGGCUCUGCUUCCUUUAAGGUGUUUUUUAACAGCGCGUAGUAAAUAUGUGAGUUCUUCAUACAAACGAAUCUGUCUCCUUUCACUGCGUUUGGCACCAUCGAACACUCGUUUUUUGACAGCGCUCCUAUAUUCUCGAGCUGCUCAAUGUUUGUUUUUGGAUUAAAUUAUGAAGGGCCGCAUCUGUGCCGCGACUACAUUCAAGAUUGAUUUAAUUUCUCCAGAAGCAAAAAGGCCCGGACCAAAAAGCUGCAUUGAAGCAAAUUUACGUGGUCAGAGCCCGUUUACAAAAUGGCAGAAUGGAGCAAGAAAGUUACGGUACAGUGUUCACAUACAUCAUAAAUAAACAAAGAGUAUACAUGCAGUAUUUCAAGUGGCAACCGAAGGAAAUUGUGAAGCAAACCUUUGUACAUCACAGCUCUCAAAUAACAUAAAAUUUACAACACACUGCCAAGUGAAAACAACCCUGUCACAGAAACCAGAAAAGGAACGAUAACAGCUAAAACAAUGUUUCAGUAAUGCAAUAUCGCACCGUGCCGAGCAUAAUUCUUGCACUUGUGCACAACCAUCUCAAUCACAAUGAUUUGUUAAUGAUCAAGAACUAUAAAAAAACUCACUACUGUAUC